CGUCAAGUCGCGUAAUUGGCUGCGGCGGUGGAGUCUCUGUUAAAUGCCUCUCCAGCUGAAGGAGUGACUCCCCCCCUCUCAGCACUACUGAGCUCUCUCAUCCCAUAACACUGCAAGCGGAGAGCGCACAUUUGGAAUCCUUUAAAAAACUUUCUAUUUAACUUAUUUGUUAUUUUAUUAUUUUUUUUAGUCUGAACCAUGUUUUGGUCGCUGUGCGUACUCGUCGCCUUUGCGUCCGUGCCGGCUGAUGCGCAAAUCACCGGCCGGUACACUGUCGGAUGUCCUUCUCGCUGUGACAAGUCGAUGUGUCCCCGGCUGCCAGCGGACUGCCAGGCGGGACAGACGCUCGACGCCUGCAACUGCUGCCUGGUGUGCGCGUCCGGCGAGGGCGAAGCGUGCGGCGGCAGCGGGAAGCUCGGGGACCCGACGUGCGCGGAGGGGCUGGAGUGCUCGGUCUCCGGCGGGGUGGGCUACACCGUGACGGUGCGGAGGAGAAGCAAGAGUGGGGUCUGCGCGUGCAAAACCACCGAGCCGGUGUGCGGGAGCGACGGGGUGUCCUACCGGAAUAUCUGCGAGCUGAAGAGGGUGAGCCGCCGGGCGCAGAAGCUGCAGCAGCCACCUGUUCUGUUCAUUCAGCGGGGAGCCUGCGGGAAAGUUUCAGCUCAGGACAACAACCCAGACAGCCCGAGACACAAAUACAACUUCAUCGCUGACGUGGUGGAGAGAAUCGCCCCGUCUGUGGUUCACAUUGAACUCUACCGCAAGAUGACUUAUUCCAAGCGGGAGGUGGCGGUGGCCAGCGGUUCUGGCUUCGUCGUGUCAGAGGACGGCCUGAUUGUGACCAAUGCCCACGUCGUGGCCAACAAGCACCGGGUGAAAGUGGAGCUGAAGAGCGGCGGCUCCUACGACGCCAAAAUCAAAGACGUGGACGAGAAAUCGGACAUCGCCCUCAUUAAGAUCGAAGCACCGACGAAGCUUCCUGUGCUGCUGCUGGGCCGCUCAUCAGACCUCAGACCAGGGGAGUUCGUGGUCGCCAUCGGCAGCCCGUUUUCCCUCCAGAACACGGUUACUACGGGAAUCGUCAGCACCACUCAGCGAGGCGGCAGAGAGCUGGGCCUCCGCAACUCCGACAUGGACUACAUUCAGACUGACGCCAUCAUCAACUAUGGCAACUCAGGAGGGCCUCUGAUAAAUCUGGACGGCGAGGUGAUCGGGAUCAACACAUUGAAAGUGACAGCUGGCAUCUCCUUUGCCAUACCCUCCGACAAGAUCCGACAGUUCCUGGCAGAGUCCUACGACAGGCAGUCCAGAGGGAGAGCAGCUGCCAAGAAUAGGUACAUUGGUGUGAGGAUGAUGACUCUCACUCCGGCGCUGGCCAAGGAGCUGAAGACUCGACUCCGUGACUUCCCUGACAUCACCUCUGGCGCUUAUGUUAUGGAGGUCAUUGCGAAGACGCCAGCUGCAAUCGGUGGACUCAAGGAGCAUGACGUCAUCAUCUCCAUCAACGGCCAGCGGAUCUCGUCAGCGACCGACGUCAGCGCAGCCAUCAAGAGGGAAGGCAACUUGAGGAUAGUCGUGCGCCGUGGAAACGAGGACGCCAUCCUCACCGUUGUUCCCGUGGAGAUCGACCCUUGACCUUCCACCAACCUUGCUGCAGGAGCUGUAGCUAUGUUUUACUCAUCACCAGUGGACCUUAUAGCAGAGGGGGGGGGCUUCUCACGACUCACCCUCUCAUUGUAGCCAGAGGCCAGUGAUGCCACACAACCAGGAAAAUUCUGGCUUUGCCUUGAAAGGAAACGACUGCGGCUGCUCUUAAAAGCGGUGCUGUACUUCCACGUGUGUCUUUCACUUUUAGUCUUUAAAGCUUUGAUCAAUGCUACUACUGUUUGGUCACAAACAUAAGAAGCUGUUUUUUGGCGUUUUUCCUUUUUUUUUUUUUUUUUUCUUUUUUAAAAAAUCUGCUUUCUCUCAUUUUGUGUCUUUUUUAAUAUGGACUCUUGCUCAGUCAGGACUUCCACUGCAAUUUUAAGCAAUUUAGAGACUCGCUGGGCAAAUCUAAUUUGUAUAAUUGUUGUUUUCUAAAAUCUUUUUUUUAAGUACUGUAGAAUGUUUGUGUUAAUUAUGUGAUGUAUAAUGAAAAAGAAAAUAAAAGGGUUUAACUUCU
Messenger RNA from Acanthopagrus latus (yellowfin seabream), 2164 nucleotides. RefSeq names its product serine protease HTRA1A-like. The record is from RefSeq and is a predicted model, not a curated record. The transcript has 9 exons. Bases 199 to 1635 code for a protein of 478 amino acids. Gene Ontology annotation, cellular component: extracellular region. NCBI's taxonomy places the organism in Eukaryota, Metazoa, Chordata, Actinopteri, Spariformes, Sparidae. Gene Ontology annotation, molecular function: serine-type endopeptidase activity; protein binding. Gene Ontology annotation, biological process: proteolysis; programmed cell death; positive regulation of apoptotic process.